CGUGACGUAACCACGUCGUGUCCACACUCUCGCUCGUUUGAUGACGCAGUACGCACAGAACGUAGCACAGCAGCAGGACGCAGCAGCAACAGCGGCAGCUAAAGGAGGUUUCGCCUUAAAUUAGUGUUAAAAAGCCACGUUUUUAGUAUCCAUUCACUUUCAUUUUAAGCUUGGGUAAAUCUACAGAUCCGGAUCAAGAUGUCGUACAUGCUACCACAUCUCCACAAUGGCUGGCAGGUCGACCAAGCCAUCCUGUCUGAAGAGGACAGAGUCCUCGUGAUCCGCUUUGGACACGACUGGGACCCCACGUGUAUGAAGAUGGACGAAGUUCUCUACAGCAUCGCUGAAAAGGUGAAGAAUUUUGCAGUCAUUUACCUGGUGGACAUCACAGAAGUGCCCGAUUUCAACAAGAUGUACGAGUUGUAUGACCCCUGCACUGUCAUGUUCUUUUUCAGGAACAAACACAUCAUGAUUGAUUUGGGCACUGGCAACAACAACAAGAUUAACUGGACAAUGGAGGACAAGCAGGAGAUGAUAGACAUUGUUGAAACAGUUUACCGGGGAGCUAGAAAAGGAAGAGGUCUGGUGGUGUCUCCAAAGGAUUAUUCUACAAAAUACAGAUAUUGAUUCUUGUUUUUUUUUCCUCCAACUUUUUUGAGGAGUUGUUUUUUUCCUGAUAUUUUGUAACAUGACACAAAGACUGCAAGUUACAGACAUCAAGGAAGAUCUUUUUCGACAUUUUUGUUUUUGCCAGUGAAACAGGACAAUUUUCUUAUCAAUGGUCAUCAGUGUGUUACGUUGUGCCAUUUGUGUUUUUUGUAUGUAGACUGACAUGUUAUUCAGUUUCUUCAACAACAAGUUAUGUUUAAAAAAACAGUGAAACAAGUGCUUAAAUGAGCAGUGUGUAGGAUUUGGCGGCAUCCGGCAGUAAGGUUGCAAAUUGCCACCAACUGAAACUUCCUAUAUGUGCCAAGCUUGUAGAAUAACUACGGUGGCUGAUUAAAAAAAAAAAACAUAAAGGGCUCUAUCUAGAGCCAGUGUUUUGUUUGUCCGCCAGUUGUCUAAGGUAACGAAAACACAGCGAUUUGAAGUUUCAGGUGAUUAUACUCUUAAGAAAACAUACUUAUUAAUAUUAUAUUCCAUUUCUGCCAAUAGAUCCCCCUAAAUGCUACACACUGUACCUUUUAAGAAAACAGACACAAUGUAAAAGUCUUCAUAUUUUAAUGUUGUAAUAAACAUGGAUGGAUAUUUACAUAUAAAACUUU
Messenger RNA from Sebastes umbrosus (honeycomb rockfish), 1265 nucleotides. RefSeq names its product thioredoxin-like 4A (gene txnl4a). Gene Ontology annotation, biological process: mRNA splicing, via spliceosome. The coding region runs from base 199 to 627 and encodes 142 amino acids. The record is from RefSeq and is a predicted model, not a curated record. The transcript has 4 exons. Lineage: Eukaryota; Metazoa; Chordata; Actinopteri; Perciformes; Sebastidae. Gene Ontology annotation, cellular component: U5 snRNP; U4/U6 x U5 tri-snRNP complex; spliceosomal complex.